This is a messenger RNA of Yamadazyma tenuis ATCC 10573, 1620 nucleotides long. RefSeq names its product nucleobase cation symporter-1 family protein. Gene Ontology annotation, biological process: transmembrane transport; nucleobase transport. The record is from RefSeq and is a predicted model, not a curated record. Gene Ontology annotation, cellular component: plasma membrane. Gene Ontology annotation, molecular function: nucleobase transmembrane transporter activity. Lineage: Eukaryota; Fungi; Ascomycota; Pichiomycetes; Serinales; Debaryomycetaceae.
AUGAACACUGCUCGUCGAAGUUUGAUAUCCCUUAAGUCAUGGGAGCUACCCAAGCAAAAAAGUUCCUGUGCACCACCCGGAAUCUGGACUAAUAUCGAUAAUGACAUUACGCCUGUGUCAAGAAGAACUUGGACUAUUUACAUGAUAAUAGGAUUCUGGGCAAGCGACUACUUAUCCAUCCAGAGCUAUGAGAAUCCCUCGUCCGCCUUGAUCAUCGGUUUGUCCUGGCGACAAGCGAUGAUGAAUUCGAUUUUGGGGCUUUUUCUUAUUGCAAUUCCUAUUACCCUCAAUGGUGUGAUGGGUUCAGACUUGCAUGUGCCAUUUGCGGUGGCCAACAGAGCGUCGUUUGGUUACUUGUUCUCGAGAUUCGCCAUCGUGACUCGCUUUUGUACGGCUCUAUUUUGGCAUGCUAUUCAGACGUUUUCGGGAAGUAUUUCCAUGUACUAUGUGAUAGCUUCUAUUUGGCCCAGGUUCUUGGAUCUUGAAAACUCGAUAUCUCCGUCCUCGGGGAUUACCUCUGCUCAGAUGGUGGCCCACUUUGUGUUUUUCGUGCUCCAGUUCCCCAUAAUGACAAUUCCUCCCCAUAAACUUGGAUGGUUUUUCAUGCUCAAAAUUGUCAUUGUAGUGGCUUGUCUUAUUGGUAUGGUCUCUGGCAUAACAAAAAUGUCUGGUGGGACGGGAGACAUAUUCAGACUCGAUGCCAGCUUGUCGGGAAGUGCCAAAAUAUGGGCUACACUUCACACAUUAAAUAGUACAAUAGGUGGCUGGGCCACCAUGUCAACGAACAUUUCCGAUUUCACUCGAUACCUCAAAGGGUCCAAGAGCCAAUAUUUUCAGGUGGUAAUCAUCCCUGUGUUUGCAGUGUUUGUGACAAUGAUAGCCAUUGUUUGUUCUUCGGCUGCUAAGGUACUUUAUGGUGAAUACAUCUGGGACCCUACCGACUUUGCAGCUAUAUGGAUCUCCACCGGCCCCAAAGGUAGAGCUGCUUCGUUUUUCAUGUGUUUUUCGUGGUGUUUGGCACAAAUAGGUACGAAUCUAAGUGCCAAUGUCAUCUCUGCCGCUAACGACUUGACGUCUCUUUUUCCCCGGUUCUUGAACAUUCGUCGUAGUGCCAUAAUCGUCACCAUCACAGCAUCUUGGAUUAUGGUUCCAUGGAAGAUUGUUUACAGCGCAGGGUCCUUGAUCAACUUUAUGUCGGGAAUAUCAUUGUUUUUGGCCCCAAUAUUCAGUAUUAUGAUUUGUGACUACUGGAUUGUCAAGAAGAGGAAAAUCAAUGUUCCAGAGUUGUACAAUCCUCAUGGAAUCUAUGCAUACGACCAUGGGAUAAACUGGAGAGCAGUUGUGGCCCUUGUCUCCUCAAUAGUCCCUAACUUGCCCGGUUUGGCUCUCAGCGUGAAUUCGAAUCUCGACUUACCGGUUGCCAUUUCUCGUUUUGCAACGCUUGCUUACUUCUACGGUUCGUUGAGUGCGGUCUUGAUUUACUAUUUAUUGAACAUAGCUUUCCCUCACAAAGAAUCAUUGAUUGGCCACCUGGUGUGGGAACUUGCAUCGGAGAUUGAAACUUUGACCUCAGCCGAUGAUCAGAGUAUAUGCAUAAACUCUGAGAAGCAGUUUUUUUAG